CUUGCCAUAACAUGGCUGCCUUUGGAGCGUAAGGCCUGCGACCGGGUUGUCAUUAGCUGUUCCUGUGGAAGAAGGACAUUCCCGUUGGGUUUUCCCCCGACUCGAUCCCUGGAAAAAUAUCGAAGCCAUGCCUCGUUAUGAACUGGCCCUCAUCAUGAAGGCUAUGCAGAGGGCGGAGACGGCGGCGACUCUUCGGCGGACGGUUGAGACCCUUAUGGAAAGAGGCGCAGUGGUGCGGCAUAUGGAGAAUCUCGGAGAGAGGCUGCUGCCCUACAAGAUAUCGAAACACAACCAACGCCACACGCGGGGCUCCUACUUUCUGAUAGACUUUCACGCUGCCCCGAGCAUCCUCCCGGGCUUGCUUGAUCACCUGGACCGUGACGUGGACGUGGUGAGGCCGACCGUUUUGAAGAAAGACACCGAGGUUUCCGGGAAAACUUGCUGUGGCCAUUCUCGUUCCACGUCCCAGGACACUGCUCGUAAAUGAAUGAAAUGGACUCUGCUCAUACCUAGAAGACGUGAAGUGUGAUGGCUUCCUCUGCUCUUUUCCAUUGUACACCUGCAUUCGGAUUUAAUAAACAAUGUUUUUGUAUCUCA
Lampris incognitus (smalleye Pacific opah) is the source of this 597-nucleotide messenger RNA. RefSeq names its product mitochondrial ribosomal protein S6 (gene mrps6). Bases 128 to 487 code for a protein of 119 amino acids. Gene Ontology annotation, molecular function: structural constituent of ribosome; small ribosomal subunit rRNA binding. NCBI's taxonomy places the organism in Eukaryota, Metazoa, Chordata, Actinopteri, Lampriformes, Lampridae. Gene Ontology annotation, cellular component: mitochondrial small ribosomal subunit; ribosome. The transcript is spliced from 2 exons. The record is from RefSeq and is a predicted model, not a curated record. Gene Ontology annotation, biological process: translation.